AUGCAGAUCAUGGACUUGCAGACGCAGCUCGAGCAGCUUGCCGCGCAAAACCGCUCGCUCGAGGAGGCCAGAGCCAAGGCCGAAGAGACUUUGCAGGCGACAAACUAUCAGCGCGAAGUCGAUUCGCAGGUUGUAACCGAAGCGGUCGAUGCACGUGACCGCGAACUGCACCAGAGAGAUAUCGACAUCGGGCAGCUCAGGGACACGCUACAGAACCUGCAGGGAGAGAUAGCCAGACUCACCGAACUCAACAAUACCCUCAGCGAAGCCAAUCGCAACCUUACCAACGAUGCGAACCAGCGAUAUGCGCAGCUCCAAGCGGAAGGCCAGCUCGUUCACGGCCAAUGGCAGCAAUCGUCAAGAGAGCUCGAGGAGCUGCGAGCCAAGCAGGACCAGAUGACAAGAGGCAUGGAAGACGCAGUGCGCACUGAGAUUGCAAUGGCGCUCGAUGAUCGCACCGCCGAAAUCGAACGCCUGAAUGCCGAACUGGCAAGCGCGCGAGAGCAAAUCAAGACUCUGCAGAAGCAGAUACUAACUUCUAAGCAACCCAACGAGAGUUUCCUCACCGUUCGCGAUGAGGACUACUUCGACAGCGCAUGCCAACAGCUUUGCCAGCAUGUUCAGCAAUGGGUGCUGCGCUUCUCAAAGUUCUCAGAUACUCGAGCUUGUCGCUUGUCAUCUGAGAUUGCUGCCGAUACGAGACUGGAUUCUGCGACGCGGCAAAAGAUUGACACCCGUCUCGACAAUGCUAUUCUAGAUGGCUCCGAUGUGGAUAUGCUUCUCGCAGACCGCGUGAAGCGAAGAGACGUUUUCAUGUCUGUGGUUAUGACCAUGAUCUGGGAGUAUGUCUUUACGAGAUAUCUCUUCGGUAUGGACCGAGAGCAGCGACAGAAGCUCAAGUCGCUGGAGAAGACCUUGUCGGAAGUUGGUCCGACACGCGCUGUCGCGCAGUGGCGCGCGAUCACACUCACCCUUCUCUCGAAGCGAGAAGCAUUUAUCCAGCAACGCGCGCAAGACACCGAAGCCGUUGUCCACGAAAUCUACAGCACUUUGGCCACCCUUCUUCCUCCGCCUUCCCAUCUCCAACGCCAAAUUCAAGAAUCGCUGCGCAACGUAAUGCGCCUCGCCGUCGAGCUUUCCAUCGAGAUGCGCACACAGCGCGCAGAAUACAUCAUGCUUCCUCCUCUGCAACCGGAGUACGACACCAAUGGCGACCUCAUCGCCAAAGUAACCUUCAACGCGUCCCUCAUGAACGAGCGCUCUGGAGAAACCACAUCCAACGACGAACUUGAAGCGAGGGGCGCCAUAGUCAAGAUCGUUCUGUUCCCGCUAGUGGUGAAGAAGGGCGAUGACUUUGGAGAGGGUGAGGACGAGAUUGUGGUCUGUCCUGCACAAGUCCUGGUCGCUAGACCAAGCAACAAGAAAGUGGUGAGGGUAAUGAGUGGCGCUAUGAGCGUCGAUUCAAGGCAGCGGAGUGUGGCGAGCCUUGCGCCCGAGAGUUCGGUCAUGGAUUUGAGCGGAAGUAAUGUGAUAUAG
Trematosphaeria pertusa is the source of this 1536-nucleotide messenger RNA. RefSeq lists its product as uncharacterized. The transcript has 2 exons. Lineage: Eukaryota; Fungi; Ascomycota; Dothideomycetes; Pleosporales; Trematosphaeriaceae. The coding region runs from base 1 to 1536 and encodes 511 amino acids. The record is from RefSeq and is a predicted model, not a curated record.